Molecule: messenger RNA, 1143 nt
Organism: Penicillium subrubescens
Lineage: Eukaryota; Fungi; Ascomycota; Eurotiomycetes; Eurotiales; Aspergillaceae
Product: Zn(II)2Cys6 transcription factor domain-containing protein
Exons: 2
Coding region: 1-1143 (380 amino acids)
Biological process (GO): regulation of transcription by RNA polymerase II
Molecular function (GO): DNA-binding transcription activator activity, RNA polymerase II-specific; zinc ion binding
Source: RefSeq, a predicted model, not a curated record
AUGCCACGCAGGACACAUAAGAAAUCUCGCAAUGGCUGCGUUGAAUGCAAACGUCGUCAUGUGAAGUGUGAUGAGCGACGACCUGUCUGCUCCAAUUGCGUUGCUUCGGAACGACAGUGCCAUUUUGUUGGACCUGCUCCUACAGCCUCCUCGGCACGAGCUUCACCCAGCACCAGCCACGAAUUUGCUUCUGCGUCUCCCGCUACUAGUUCACCCGCGCAACAUGUCCCAUCAGCCCCAUGUGGCUCCACCCAAGAUCCUCCAGUCAAUAUGCUUCAUGUGGAGCUUCUUCACAAUGUGUUUGUGGAAAGUUCUAAUUGGAUCAAUGCCGGCGAGAUAUUGUCUACCACGUCUUUCCCCGAUAUGCUGAAAGUUGGCCUUGAAGCACCCUACCUACUCAACUUGGUGUUAGCCACGAGUGCUCUGAAUCUCAGCAUCACUAGGCCGGAUCGUCGAGACUUCUAUCGAAAUCACGCGACACAACUUCAGACUCAUGCAUUGAAGAACUUUAACAACCUAUCACCACACUUCGACCAAGAGACAUGCAUCCCGAUAUUUCUUUUUGCUUCAAUUCUGGGGCUCCACUUGCUCUGCGAUACACUUGUCUUCCGAGAAGGUUCUUUUGAAAGCUUCCUCGACCGUUUCGUGCAGUACCUCCGACUUCACCUUGGAAUACGAACAAUCCUAGCCGAAGGUCGAUGGGAAUACCUGCGGGAGACGAAACUCAAGCCACUGUUGACUUUUGGUGAACGGCUCCCAGAUAUGGAUUCUGAUUUUGGACCGGUGUGUGGCGCUUUGUAUGAGCUUAUCCAAGGGUCUGAAAAAGAUGAAGCCAGACUAAAAGCUUAUCGCCUUACUGUUCAGGCUCUACAUGUGGUGAUGACGGCACUGGACUCGGAGAAUGGAAAACUUGAUGCUUUAGUGGCGUGGCCGGUUAUGAUAUCUCCUGAAUAUGUGGAUCUAGUGGCAUCGCAUCAAGGGGAAGCCUUAGUGAUUCUGGCAUAUUAUGGCGCGCUUAUUCACCCAAGCCGUGACCUUUGGGUAUUUCAAGAUGGUGGCCGGUUUUUGAUCGAAUCAGUCACUCAAUUCCUAGGACCUUCCUGGAAUGAAUGGCUAGAGUGGCCGAGGAAAGCCUUAACCUGA